Acanthosepion pharaonis is the source of this 825-nucleotide messenger RNA. Lineage: Eukaryota; Metazoa; Mollusca; Cephalopoda; Sepiida; Sepiidae. The record is from the annotation of a GenBank genome assembly.
AUGUUUUCCUUCCGUUUUGUUUUUUGUUUUUUUUCUUUUUUUCUUUUCUUCUUAGUUUCGUUGUUUUCAAAACUCCGGGGUUCACGGCAGAAGAAUAAAGGUGGGCGGGAAACAAAUUGGGAAGACGGAAAAAUAACGGAUAAAGUAUUAGAUCGCAAAACUAAGAUAGCAACGAUCAAUCUAAAAGACAUAAUAUCUAUCUAUCUAUCUAUCUAUCUAUCUAUCUAUCUAUCUAUCUAUCUAUCUAUCUAUUUCAGUCUUUACGUUUUGUCUUUUCACUCUAUCCGUCUGUCUGUCUCUCAUUAUCUAUCUAUCUAUCUAUCUAUCUAUCUAUCUAUCUAUCUAUUCAUGAGAGAGAAUCUAUCUGAUUAUUUUUUAUCUCUCAUUAUCUAUCUAUCUAUCUAUCUAUCUAUCUAUCUAUCUAUCUAUCAUAUCUAUCUCUCUCUCUUUUCUCUCUCUCUCUCUCUCUCUCUCUCUCUAUCUAUCACAUCCGAUUCUUCUUCUUCUUCUUUUUUUCUUCUUCUUCUUUUUUUCUUCUUCUUCUUCUUCUCUUUGAGCAUGGCAUUUUCUUCUUUCUUCUUCCGUCUCUCUCUGUCUUUUUUUUCUUUUUCUCAUUCCACUAAGAUUUAUAUCUCUCUCCGCUUAUUCAUUAUCUCACUCUGUUCCUAUUCAUCUAUCUAUCUAUCUAUCUAUCUAUCUAUCUAUCUAUCUAUCUAUCUAUCUAUCUCACUGGCUUUCAAGAUGAGAAGGGCGCCCGUUGUUUUUCUGUGCGUCGCCAGUCCUUUUCUUCCGCCGGGUCUUGAGGUCGCAGCGUACGUGGAGUGA